UCUCUCUCUCUCUCCCCCAGAGAGAGAAAAGAGAGAGAUGUCAUGAGACAUGCCAUCUAGCAUGUCAUCGCGGCAGUUCCUGGGACCUGGCAUCGCCAUGGCACUUUCCCAAAAGCUCUACUGUAGCAUAGAGUAAGCAAGGGGUGAUGUGGGAAACGAGACCCAAAAGUCAAGCAUCAGGUCGUCGCUUCGAUUCCGCGUUGUGCAGCUGGUUGAAGCUUUAUGAGAUCAUCAGGUUCAAUCGGAGUUCCCCUCCGGCUCUUGCUCAAUCUUUCCCUCCUCCUCUUCUUCUUCUUCCUCUUCUCUUUGAAGAGAACUGAGAAGAAAAAUUUGAUAACCCAGCACUUCUCAAGCAGAGCCCAUGAAGUCAAACGGAGAGAGCUCAUCAAUGCGAUCCUCGACUACGAUUUCCACUUACUUCGCUCUUCUCUGCUCGCGCUCUCCUCCUUCUUUUCUCUCGCCACCUCCGACCCUCGAAUCACCGAGGCGGGCUUCAUCUGUGGGAGCUCCAAUGGACUCCUCACCGAAAAAGUCAUCCCCAACUACAUCGCCAUCAUGAGGGAGAUCUCCGAGAGCGUCGCCGACCAGCGCUGGGGCAAAUACUCCCUCGCCUCACCGCCACCGGCGUUGUAUGGCCUCGCCCAGUGCUACGGCGACCUGUUUGAGAACGACUGCCUCCUCUGCCAUGCCCUGAGCCGCAGCCGGCUCUACGGCUGCGUCCCCAACUUCGGCCGGCUCUACCUCGACGGCUGCUUCCUCCGUUACGAUGGUUACGACUUCUACAAUGAGACCGUCGAUCCAACGCACGACAUGCUCAAGUGUAGCUCCAAUUCCACAGUCCCGGCGGACCAGAGGGAGAGAGUGGCCGAGUUCUCGGACAGGGUAGACCGGGUGCUGAGGAAUGUCUCGGCAAGCGCGGUACAGAACGAGGGCUUUGCGGUGGCUGGGGAGGACGGAGUCGGAGGAGUCGCCGGGGUAUAUGCUUUGGCGCAGUGUUGGAGCACGGUUGAUGCCGGCGGUUGCAGUGUUUGUUUGGAGAACGCAACUUCAAAGGCGCGAAGCUGCGCACCCGGAGAAGAAGCGCGGGCCAUGAAUGCGGGAUGCUUCCUCCGUUACUCCACCACGAAGUUCUACAACAUCCCAGUUAAUGGAGGUUCAUCUAGGGUCCGCAUCACCAUAGCAAUAGCCUCAUCGGCUGCUGCAGUGACUUCGCUUGUUCUCAUUGGUGCAUACAUUGGAUACAAAAAGUACUUCAAGAAGAAACGAGUACAUCAUAGCCUCACACAAUUACCAAUGACCGUGAGCAAGUUUAGCUUAUAUUUCAAGUAUGAGACACUAGAGAAGGCCACCAACUUCUUUGAUGACUCGAGGAAGCUGGGGCAAGGGGGCGGCGGUUCUGUGUACAAGGGGAAUUUACCUAACGGGAAGGUCGUCGCAGUUAAGCGGUUGGUGUUCAACACGCUACAAUGGGUGGACAACUUCUUCAACGAGGUGAACCUUAUCAAUGGGAUCCGACACAAGAACCUCGUCAAGCUUUUGGGAUGCAGCAUUGAAGGCCCGGAGAGCCUCCUCAUCUAUGAGUAUCUUCCUAAUGGAAGUCUCGAUCAAGUUCUUUUCGGUAAGUAG
Messenger RNA from Eucalyptus grandis, 1626 nucleotides. Its product is annotated as cysteine-rich receptor-like protein kinase 42. Lineage: Eukaryota; Viridiplantae; Streptophyta; Magnoliopsida; Myrtales; Myrtaceae. The transcript is spliced from 3 exons. The record is from RefSeq and is a predicted model, not a curated record. Gene Ontology annotation, molecular function: ATP binding; protein kinase activity. Gene Ontology annotation, biological process: protein phosphorylation. The coding region runs from base 223 to 1626 and encodes 467 amino acids.